UGAUUAAGGCGGUCCACAGACAGCAGACACCUACCACGUUUUGUUUAAUGCUCGUCUGUGUAUGCUGAGCUAGUAGUGGAGUGUGCAGUACAUUUUACAGAUCUACCGGUGUUUUACAUUCCAUCUGCUGGACGUGUUUAAAAGCCAUGGCCGAACCGAUACGUGCGUUGUGCGAUGAGCUUAUAAAGGCUGUGAAUGUGAUGAUGGAGGCAGAAUCAAGCCAAACAUACCGCCUGGAGGCCCUAAAGUUUAUUGAAGAGUUCAAAGAGAAAAGUCCCUUCUGUGUUGAAUGUGGUCUUCAGUUAGCGGAGAAAUCACAGACUGCAGUGGUCAGACACUUUGGACUGCAGAUACUGGAGCAUGUAGUCAAGUUUAAGUGGAAUGACAUGGCACCACAAGAAAAGCUCCAGCUGAAAAACUGCACUAUGGGCCUGUUGUCAGAUGGUACACAUCCAAUUCUGCAAGAGGAAUGUCAUGUUAAGGAUGCCCUCUCACGCAUAGUUGUUGAGAUGAUCAAGAGAGAGUGGCCGCAGCACUGGCCUGACAUGCUUAAGGAGAUGGAGGCCCUUACUGCUAUGGGGGACGCUCAGACGGAACUUGUAAUGCUUGUCCUACUGCGGUUAGCUGAGGAUGUGAUCACAUUUCAGACGUUACCCACUCAAAGACGGCGAGAUAUCCAGCACACCCUUACACAGAAUAUGGACAGUAUCUUCACCUUCCUGCUUGGCAUACUGCAGCUCCAUGUGAAUGAGUACAAGAAGAUGAAAUGCAUUGCUGGUCAGGAAUUGAAGGCAAAAGCUCACUGGCGAGUUGGUGUAGCCACUCUCAAUACUCUGGCUGGCUACAUUGAUUGGGUUGCUCUGGUCCACAUCACCAAUGAUAACUGCCAUCUUUUGGAGAUCUUGUGCCUGUUGCUGAGCGAACCUGAGCUUCAGUUGGAGGCUGCAGAGUGUCUGCUAAUUGCCAUUAGUAGGAAAGGAAAGUUAGAGGAGAGGAAGCCAUUUAUGGUACUCUUUGAUGAAGUUGCCAUGAACUACAUCCUGUCUGCUGCACAGUCAGCUGGUGGUGCAGCUCUCUGUAACCAAUCAUCAGGCGGCAUUGUGGAAAGAAGAUACACUUUUUUGAAGAGGCUGUGUCAGGUUCUCUGUGCCCUGGGUAGCCAAAUCUGCUCUCUAGUGGGUUCCGAUUUUGAAGUACAAGUUCCUCUUAAUCUGGAUAAAUACAUGGAAGCUCUUUUCGCCUUCACUACUCAUCCUAGCCAGCUUCUGAGGUCGUCCACGCAAAUGACCUGGGGAAACCUAUUCCGACAUGAAAUUUUAUCAAAGGAUCCUGUAGUUGGCCAGAUGGCGAUAAAAUAUUUAAGAGCGGCAAGGAUCAGUCUUGUUAAAACUGGAUUUCCCUCCAAGAAUGAUUGUCCAGGUUGUGAAUUCUCUAGAGUGGACUUUGAUAGUGAUGAAGAUUUCAACUGCUCCUUUAAUUCUUUCAGGGCUCAGCAGGGGGAAGCAGUUCGUCUGGCUUGUAAAAUUGUCCCAUUUGAGGCCUUCCAAAUUGCAAGGGAAUGGGUGCAGUAUCAGAUCUGCACACCUAUAGAUACUGGAAAUACAACAUCGGUUCAGUGGGAUGCCAUGACAUUCUUCACAGAAAGUGUGCUUGGACAGCUCUUUAAAAUUCUUGAAAAGGAGAAAAUUCCCAUAGAUGAGGGUAUGGAGCUGCUGCAGAUGGUUGUAAACUAUGAGACAAGAGAUCCUCUCAUUCUGUCCUGUGUUCUUACCAUCAUAUCCACUCUCUUUCCCUUCGUCACACACCAACCACACUUCCUGCCUCAAGUACUCUUUAAGAUAUUUCCUUCCAUCACAUUUGAAUUGGUUGAAGAUUGCAAGGCACCUCGAACGCGAGCUGUUAAGAAUCUCAGAAGACAUGCCUGUUCUUCCAUCAUUAGGAUAUGUCGAGAUUAUUCAGAUUUUAUGCUGCCGUGCUUUGACAUGAUGUAUGAGCAUGUGAAAAAGUUGUUCUCCAGUGAGCUGCUGCUGACACAAAUGGAGAAGUGUGCUCUUAUGGAAGCCCUGAUAUUAAUCAGCAAUCAGUUUAAAGACUAUAACAAGCAGAAAGCCUUUCUGAAAGAACUCAUGGCACCUGUUACUGCACAGUGGCUGUCAGAGGAGAUGAAGAGUGUGUUAUUGGACCCUGCUACCUUCUUGGCAUAUGUUGGUGCUGAUCAGGUGAUCAGUGAUGCUGACACAGAGGAUCAGAUGGGUAUCAACAGGUCACGGAUUAGUUUUUGUGUGAACACCAUACUUGGGGUUGUAAAGCGUGCUCGUUGGCCUGCUAAUCCUGAGGAGGCAAAAGCAGGAGGCUUUGUGGUUAGCACAACCUCUGAUGGGGCCCCUAUCUACAGAAACCCUUGUGCGGAGCCCCUGCAGGCCUUGCUGCCUAACCUUUUUGCUCUCAUCAGGACCCAAAAUAACCUGUUCUUGCCAGAGAACAUCAACCGGCUUAGCAAGACUUUUACAAGGGUCUAUGAUAUUAUGGAUGUGGAGAAGAAUUUUGCUUUAGGAAUUCCUCAACCACUUUUAGAUGCCUACGACUCUUCAGCAUACAGAAACAUUGCUGAACGCAUGCAAGGCUUCUUCUCCUCACUCUAUGAUAACUGUUACCACGUGCUUGGGAAUGCAGGUCCUUGCAUGCAGCAAGACUUUUAUGCAAUAGAAGGCUUGGCAGAGCAGAUUGUUGGUUCUGCAUUUACCCAUCUAGACAGUGUUCCAGACCACAGGCUCCGCCCCUUAGUUCGUCUGUUCAUGAAGCAGCUGGUGAUGUCCUGUCCUCAUGAUUAUUAUGACAGCCUCCUCAAUCCUUUGCUGGGCCCACUGUUUACCUAUCUGCUGCAGAGACUGAACUUUCGGUGGCAGAUCAUCAACCAACGGACCAGUCUGUGUGCUCAGGAGGAGGAUGAGGCCUACGAAGAGAACCAUGUCACUCAGGAAGUGGUGGAAGAGCAGCUGUUGCGGCUGGUCACACGGGAAGUCAUGGACCUUCUAAGUGUGACUUGCAUUACAAGAAAAUUUCCAGAGCUAUCUGCAAACAAAGAGGAAGUAGAUGCUAUGCUCAAAAGCACAGGGACUAAGGUGCAGAACAGUGGUAGCAGUGCUGUGGACUGGUACUAUGAUAUAUAUAUGACUCUCCUGACUAUAUGUUUUAACUCCCUUUCCUGGAAAGACACUAUAAACUGUCAACGGUGUGCUAGUGUGCUUUGCUGGACUUUGCUAAAACAGGUGCUUGGCUGUAACCUUCUCCCGGAUGCUGUGACAUGGCUCUACACCAGUGUACUGAAGGGUCUGCAGAUGCAUGGACAACAUGAAGGCUGCAAUGCUGCGCUAACUCAGCUGGCCUUGCUCAUCUACGAGUCUCUAAGGCCUCGAUACAAUGAGCUGCGUUUCAUCAUGAAUCAGAUCCCUGAUAUCCAUGUUGAGGCCCUGGAGCAGUUUGAUCAGAAGACCAUACAAUCCACUGUAUCAAAGGCAGGAGAGAAGAAAAAGAGGGAGCAGUUUAAAAGGCUCAUUGCAGGCACUGUUGGGAAACCCCUUGGACAGCAGUUUAAGAAGGAAGUACAUAUCCGAAACCUUCCAUCUCUGUUUAAGAAGCCAAAGCCUACGAGAGAUAUACUGGAGAACACUGAUACUGCAGGUCUGAUUACCCUAUUCUCUUCUGACCAUGACAAUUGCUGAGAGAAUCACAGUUUCACAAUACCCUCACUUCAUUGCCAUUGAAACUCCUCUGUGUAGUACAGUAUCCGUCUGAAAGGGCUUUUUGGGGCAUGAAUGGUUUAUUGAAAUGAGGAAAGACGACAAGGACUUUUGUGUUUAAUAUUAUUUGGAUGUACAUUUUUUUUUCUCUUCUUUUGUAUGGUUUUUUGGUAAUAUAUCUGUAUCAUUUAAUGAAUAACAAAAAAUUGCUGUAAGAGCACCUCAUUG
Sinocyclocheilus rhinocerous is the source of this 3968-nucleotide messenger RNA. RefSeq names its product exportin 5 (gene xpo5). Gene Ontology annotation, biological process: RNA export from nucleus; protein export from nucleus. The transcript has 33 exons. The coding region runs from base 147 to 3722 and encodes 1191 amino acids. Gene Ontology annotation, cellular component: nucleus; cytoplasm; RNA nuclear export complex. Lineage: Eukaryota; Metazoa; Chordata; Actinopteri; Cypriniformes; Cyprinidae. Gene Ontology annotation, molecular function: small GTPase binding; nuclear export signal receptor activity; RNA binding. The record is from RefSeq and is a predicted model, not a curated record.